This is a messenger RNA of Dioscorea cayenensis subsp. rotundata (Guinea yam), 760 nucleotides long. RefSeq names its product protein FATTY ACID EXPORT 5-like. Bases 146 to 505 code for a protein of 119 amino acids. The record is from RefSeq and is a predicted model, not a curated record. Gene Ontology annotation, cellular component: membrane. The transcript is spliced from 3 exons. NCBI's taxonomy places the organism in Eukaryota, Viridiplantae, Streptophyta, Magnoliopsida, Dioscoreales, Dioscoreaceae.
UCCAUUUGAGAAGUCAAAAGGACGACCAUGGCGAACCACCUCUCCAUUAUCGUUUGAAGAGCUAGAGACGAGCUCUCUCGGAAGCAUUAGAUCGCCAUUGGAGGAGAGUGGGAGAAAGAGAGAGAGAGAGAGAGAGAGAGAGGAGAUGCACGACUUUUGCUUCACAAUCCCAUAUGGGCUGCUCGUCCUUGUUGGCGGGGUCGCUGGUUACCUAAGGAAGGGAAGCAUCACCUCCCUUGCCGGUGGUGUCGGCGCUGGGAUCGUCCUCCUCCUUGCCGGAUUCGUCAGCCUCAAGGCAUUCGAGAAGCGCCGUAAUUCGUUCUUCUCCUUGAUCCUCGAGACUGCCUGUGCUCUUGCACUGACAUAUGUUAUGGGACAAAGAUAUCUCCAGACCUCCAAGAUAAUGCCAGCUGGACUAGUUGCUUUGAUCAGUGCUGUUAUGACCGCCUUCUAUCUCUUCAAGAUCGUCACCGGUGGCAAUCAUAUCCCUUCAAAGGACAAAUGAACUUCACUACCGAAAAUUUGAGUGCACAGUUUGAGCCAGCUAACAUGAAUGCAUGAAUUAGGUUCUUGAUUUGCGAGGAAGUUGUCGAAUUCACUAAGAAAAUAUCAUGUCUUACCUAUGCUCUCUUGAUUUAUAUGAGAUUUGCUUAUAUAUGUUUUGAAGGAUGACCCUACGUCAAGACUGUAAUGUCUGCACCAAAAACCACAACUUGCAUGCUUAUAUAUUGUGAUAGAUUUUGGUAUUCCUAUGGUUAUA